AUGAAAGUUUUUAUUAUUAUUUUUAUCACUAUAUCAAUUGUAUAUUCAGCAGUAUUGCCAAAAUUGCCAGCAUCAAGAAAAAUUUGCCCAUUUCCUAAUGGAACAGAUACAAAUAUUCAUUUAUUUAACUGUGAUUCAAAAAUGGCUUUAAAGAUAAUUAGUGGAAAAAUUUUAACAAAAUCUGGUAAAGAAAUGUAUCCAGUUAAUCCUAGGCAACCAAUUAAAAUUCAACUGACUGCUCAAAACGAUGGUAUUCAGAUAGAUGAUAAUCAUGUAAAAGUUUAUAUUUAUGAAUAUACAACAAAUUGGCUUACUGGAAACUGUUCAUGGGUUGAAAUUCCAACAUUUGGUUUAUUAAGUAAUAUUGAUGGCUGUGAUUAUGCUCAUAAUUGUCCAUUAAAAAAAGGACCUUUAACGCUGGAUCUUCCACUAGAUUUAUCAUCGUUUAGUUCUAUUAUUGAAUUGAUAGCAGGAAAAAACCCAUAUCAAUUGGUAAUUAAAAUGUACAAUUACAAUAAAGGAGAUAAACAGCAUGAAGAAUUUUCCUGUGUAUCAUGCCAACUUCGUUUUUCACAGUAA
Molecule: messenger RNA, 579 nt
Organism: Strongyloides ratti
Lineage: Eukaryota; Metazoa; Nematoda; Chromadorea; Rhabditida; Strongyloididae
Exons: 2
Coding region: 1-579 (192 amino acids)
Source: RefSeq, a predicted model, not a curated record